AAAGGGGGGCGUGAAGGGAGCCGGGAUCAGCCAGGGGCCAGCAUGAGCCGGAGGGAGGGAAGUCUGGACCCCCAGGCUGAUUCCUCAGUCUCACUUCUUCCCCACUUGGAGGCCAAGAUCCGUCAGACACACAGCCUUGCACACCUCCUCACCAAAUACGCUGAGCAGCUGCUCCAGGAAUAUGUGCAGCUCCAGGGAGACCCCUUCGGGCUGCCCAGCUUCUCGCCGCCGCGGCUGCCGGUGGCCGGCCUGAGCGCUCCGGCUACGAGCCACUCGGGGCUGCCAGUGCACGAGCGGCUGCGGCUGGACGCGGCGGCGCUGGCCGCGCUGCCCCCGCUGCUGGACGCAGUGCGCCGCCGCCAGGCCGAGCUGAACCCGCGCGCGCCGCGCCUGCUGCGCCGCCUGGAGGACGCGGCGCGCCAGGCCCGGGCCCUGGGCGCUGCCGUGGAGGCCUUGCUGGCCGCGCUGGGCGCCGCCAACCGCGGGCCCCGGGCCGAGCCCCCCGCCGCCACCGCCUCUGCCGCCUCCGCCGCCGGAGUCUUCCCCGCCAAGGUGCUGGGGCUCCGCGUUUGCGGCCUCUACCGCGAGUGGCUGAGCCGCACCGAGGGCGACCUGGGCCAGCUGCUGCCCGGGGGCUCUGCCUGAGCGCGGCAGGGCAGCUCGCGCCGCCUCCUCCCGCUGGGUUCCGUCUCUCCUUCCGCUUCUUUGUCUUUCUCUGCCGCUGUCGGUGUCUGUCUGCUCUUAGCUGUCUCCAUUGCCUCGGCCUUCUUUGCUUUUUGUGGGGGAGAGGGGAGGGGACGGGCAGGGUCUCUGUCGCCCAGGCUGGAGUGCAGUGGCGUGAUCCCAGCACUGCAGCCUCAACCUCCUGGACUCAAGCCAUCCUCCCGCCUCAGCUUCCCCAGCAGCUGGGACUACAGGCACGCGCCACCACAGCCGGCUAGUUUUUUAUUUAAUGUUUUGUAGAGACGAGGUUUCGCCAUGUUGCCCAGGCUGGUCUUGAACUACUGGGCUCAAGCGAUCCUCCCACUUCAGCCUCCCUAAGUGCUGGGAUGGCAGGCGUGAGCCACUGUCCCAGCCUCUCUUUGCUUUGCCUGCCCCGUUCUCUUAACUCCUGGGCCCUCCUCGUCUGCAUGGUAACUCUGUCUGGGUCUACCAUUUUCUUGCUCUCCCUCCUUCCUUGGGCCUGCCUCAGUUCCCUUUGGCCUCCCCCUUUACCCAGCUCUUGGGGGGUCUCUGUUUUUCUCCAUCCCCACUUCCUGCCUCCCCGUGGCCUUGUGUGAGCGCAUGUGUACAUCUCAGCUUCAUCUCAAGGAGGUGACACCUUCUCUCCUUGUCCCCGUCUGGCCGUCUGUCUGUGCUUCCCUGGCCAGGGGCGUGCCUGCUGGUCCUAUGGGGGGAAGGCUACUCCGCAUCUCGGCCACCUUCCUCGGGCUCACUCCACCCACAUCCCCAGUCUUCCACACCCCAUCCCUUUGGGCCUCAGCCCUGUCCCUUUGAUGUCUUCCUUUCCUUCAGCCCCUCUGCCCUGUCCCUGCACACUUCCACUGCCUCCCACCAGAUCUGUGGAGACAAAACAAGCAACACCUUAAAAGAGUUUUAUUUCUGAAAAUAAAUUAAUUUUUUGUAAAUAAAAUGUUUAAAAAUAAAAAAGAAACUAAAGUUA
This is a messenger RNA of Nomascus leucogenys (northern white-cheeked gibbon), 1663 nucleotides long. Its product is annotated as cardiotrophin 1. NCBI's taxonomy places the organism in Eukaryota, Metazoa, Chordata, Mammalia, Primates, Hylobatidae. The record is from RefSeq and is a predicted model, not a curated record.